AUGUCCACCGAUACCCACCCUUUCGCCUCUCCGAACGCCAUACCUCCCCGUACAAGCUCGAGUGGUCAAGUCGCGAACGGCCACCCCGUCAAUCCACGUCACAGCGUCUUGCGCCCACUCUCUGAGAUCGACUGGAUGAGCCAAAGUAAGAAGAGCAAAACGUCGCACGCCUCAACAGAGCCCCUCAGCAGCACACAAACACAAUCGCAUUCGCAUUCGCACUCGCACUCGCACUCGCACUCGCAAUCACAAUCACAAUCACAUUCGCACUCGCAUUCGCAACCCGAACCAAUGAACCUCGAAGAAGUCAGCACCAACUACCCUACCCCUCUCUCCCCGCCAAACGACACGAAGAACCUGGGCGAAGACCUGAUAUACGGGAAUGGCGCAGCAUGGACCGAAGAGAAGGAGCGCAUACUGCUGGGGCCCUACGACUAUCUAUGGGGCCAUCCAGGUAAAGAUAUCCGGUCACAAUGCAUAGCAGCGUUCAAUCUGUGGUUGAAGGUUCCACACGACCGGCUUGAGGUUAUUACACGGGUGGUGGGCAUGCUACACACGGCGUCGCUCCUCGUCGACGAUGUGGAGGACAGCUCGAUACUGCGGCGGGGCAUCCCUGUCGCGAACAGCAUUUUUGGCGUUGCGCAGACGAUCAACUCAGCAAACUACGUUUACUUCAAGGCGCUGCAGGAGCUGCUGCUCAUGGGCAAUCCUAAGCUGAUCGAGAUCUUUACAGAGGAGCUGUUGAAUCUGCACCGGGGGCAGGGCAUGGAUCUGUACUGGCGAGACAGCUUGACAUGCCCUAGCGAAGCAGACUAUCUGGAAAUGGUAGGGAACAAGACCGGAGGGCUCUUCAGGCUAGCUAUCAAGCUCAUGCAGGCCGAGAGCGCUGUGCAAGUCGACUGUGCACCGCUCGUUUCUAUAAUCGGCCUGCUCUUCCAGAUCCUCGACGAUCAUCUCAACCUCUCUCCGACGUCCGGCUACUCGUCCCUCAAAGGGCUCUGCGAAGACCUCACAGAAGGAAAAUUCUCCUUCCCCGUCAUCCACGCCAUCCGCGCCGACCCGAGCAACCAGAUUCUCAUCAACAUCCUGAAACAAAAAACCACAGACGAGGAGGUGAAGCGCUAUGCGCUGAAGUAUAUGGAGUGCAAAGGCAGCUUCGAAUACUCCAAGAAAGUCAUCGACGAGCUGAGAGGGAAAACCGAGGACCUCGUCAAGGGAAUCGAACACGGGCUCGGAGACGAAGGGACGCAGGGCGCAGAGGCGCUCAGGACGAUGCUGGGGAGGCUGGUCUUGAAAUGA
Ascochyta rabiei is the source of this 1299-nucleotide messenger RNA. RefSeq lists its product as uncharacterized. Gene Ontology annotation, molecular function: prenyltransferase activity. Gene Ontology annotation, biological process: isoprenoid biosynthetic process. The transcript is spliced from 2 exons. The record is from RefSeq and is a predicted model, not a curated record. NCBI's taxonomy places the organism in Eukaryota, Fungi, Ascomycota, Dothideomycetes, Pleosporales, Didymellaceae. Bases 1 to 1299 code for a protein of 432 amino acids.